AUGGUGAUAGAGGCGGUGCGCCGGGCGGGCCUGGAGGCUGAGCUGGGGACUGCGCGGGAGGAGCCGCUGGGACACGGCUUGGUCCCGGUUCCGCCCGGUGUCUGCUUCGAGAGAUACGAGUUGCCUCACUGGUGGGGUCCGGCCGUGAAUUGUCCCCCUGGUUACACAGCCCCGGGGGAAGGGGGGGGUCUAGGGCAGUGGUUUGACCGCCCUCCAGGUCCUAUAUCUGGGGUGGCGGCGGCUCUAGGGCAGUGAGUUGCCCCCCUCCCGGUCCUACAGCUGUGGGGGGGGGGAGGGAGAGGGAAGGUUCUAGGGCAGUGAGUUGCCCCCCCUCGGUCCUACAGUUGUGUGUGUGGGGGGGGCUCUAGGGCAGUGAGUUGCCCCGCUCCCGGUCCUACAGUUGUGUGUGUGUGGGGGGGGCUCUAGGGCAGUGAGUUGCCCCCCUCCCGGUCCUACAGUUGUGUGUGUGUGGGGGGGCUCUAGGGCAGUGAGUUGCCCCCCUCCCGGUCCUACAGCUGUGUGUGUGUGUGUGGGGGGGGCUCUAGAGCAGUGAGUUGCUCCUCUCCCGGUCUUAUAGCUGUGUGUGUGGGGGGUGGCUCUAGAGAAGGGAGUUGCCCCCCUCCCGGUCCUACAGCUGUGUGUGUGUGUGUGUGGGGGGCUCUAGAGCAGUGAGUUGCUCCUCUCCCGGUCUUAUAGCUGUGUGUGUGGGGGGUGGCUCUAGAGAAGGGAGUUGCCCCCCUCCCGGUCCUACAGCUGUGUGUGUGUGUGGGGGGUGGCUCUAGAGCAGUGAGUUGCCCCCCUCCCGGUCCUACAGCUGUGUGUAUGUGUGUGUGGGGGGCUCUAGAAAAGUGAGUUGCCCCCCUCCCAGUCCUACAGCUGUGUGUGUGUGUGGGGUGGCUCUAGGGCAGUGAGUUGCCCCCCUCCUUGUCCUACAGCUGUGUGUGUGUGUGUGGGGGGGCCUCUAGGGCAGUGAAUUGCCCCCCUGGGCCUACAGCUGUGUGUGUAGGGGUGGCUCUAGGGCAGUGAGUGCCCCCCCCCCCAUUGUCCCACAGUUGUGGGGGGUGGGUCUCGGACAGUGAGUCAACCUCCCUGUAUAACUCAGUCUCCUGCUGGAAGACAGGUGGAUCGAGCAGCAAGGUGGUUCCCUGUCAAGGUGUUUGACUGCUAACACAUGAGAUUCCAGUGCAGAAAGAGUAGUGGAUUUGAUUAUAGAGGACCCAAGAUUGGAGGAAAGAUGGAGAAAAAGUCCAAGGGCAGUUUAAGAUCUUUCCAGAGAGAUGCAGCCCAGAAAUUGCAUACUAGCAAAGUCCAUACAUUUGGACGAUCUGUUACUCCCCGGCCUGGUGGGAAUCAGUGUUGGAAUGGGAGUCAUCAGGUUCCGUAUCUGGUCACAUACACCUGGAACCGAGGUGGGAGGUUAAAAGAACUCCGUAUCAGGCAUCUGGCCAGGAAGUUCCUCUGUUUGUGGGUGAAAAAGACUUUUGGACAAAUUCUUCCUUCCAAAGCCAGAUGUCAUUAUGAUCGGAAGAUUCUGCAAAAAACCUUUGGCGAGUGGAAGGAGGAAUGGUGGAUUGUUUGCAGAGAGUGGAAGCUCAGCGUCAGAGCUGACUGCCAUUACAGAUAUUUCCUGUACAACCUGAUAUUCCAAGCCUGGAAGACUUUUAUAUGCCAGCAGCGAGAAAAGAGGUGCAAGUAUCGUGUCGCAGAGGCUCAUGCGGAGAAGCAGAAGCUGCGCUGGACAUGGCAGCAUUGGCUGAUCUACAUUGAUGUUCGCAGGACCAAGCAUAGGAUGCGAUCCGAGGCAUUGGCAUUCAGGGAAACAAGCACUCUGCGCGUGUCAUGGAGAGUGUGGACAAGACGACUGUGCCAGAAGUGUACUGACCAUGAGAUGAAUACUCUGGCUCUGCAGCACUGGGCCCAGAGCCUGCAGUUUCGGGCCUGGCUACAGUGGAUGGAGCUGUAUUUGCACAUCCAGCAUGACAAGCAGAAGGAGGCCUGGGCAGUGAAUCAUCAUCAGCACUGGGAGCUGAGAAGAUGCAUAAAGGCCUGGCUUGGGCAUCUGCAGCUUCAAAGAGAAAAGAAGCAUCAGGACAAAGUGGCUCAGCAACAUCACCAAGUCUGUGUGCUCCAGCAAUGUUUCUCUGGCUGGCAGCGAGCCUGGGAGCACAGGAGAAGCAUGCAAAUCCACCAGGAGUGCAUUGGUGAGCUAGCAGCAAGGGUUACCUUACGGAGAGUCUUCACGCACUGGAAGCAUUAUGUUGUACUGUGCAUGGAAGGGACCUGGAAGCACAAGCUUGCAGAAAAGCAUCACCGGCACCAUCUGUUGUGCUUUGGGUUUAAUGCCUUGCGGAAGAACAUUAUAAAUGCUCGUCUCCAGCAAAUGAGAAGAAAUUUGGCUCAUCGGCAGCAUCAAGUAAUGUUGCUGCAGAGCUUCUGGAAUCGCUGGAAGUGUCGGUUAGAACAGGAGGAGGAAGAGCAUCAGCGGUCCCUGACACUAGCAGCUCGCAACCACUACAGGGUAGCGCUUCUGCACAAGUCUGUCAGGUUGUGGUUAAGGAAUGCCAAGUGGAGAAGAAACAGGCAGAUUCAAUAUGCCAAAGCUGACAGUCACUAUGGAAGAGUGAUCUUGCCUGUCACCUUCCAGGCCUGGAAGAGGUUUAAGAACUAUCAGCGCUGGUGGAGGGAGAUGAAGGAAACGUCAUCAUGCUUUCAUAGAGAAUUGUUGAUGAGACAGGUAUUUGACACGUGGUGGCUGAGUGCAUGUCAGCAGCGAGAGAACCGGACGAGAGAGAGAAUGGCCAUUCUUCACUUUAAGCAGCAGGUACUGGUUCGUUUCUGGUGCUCCUGGCGCAGGAGAACAGUGGUGUGUUUGGAGGAGCGAGAGAGCACGGCUCUUGCCUGUGAUCAUUACUACCACCUGCUGCUGUGGAAGACUUUCCAUCUCUGGAAGAAGAACGUUCAGGAGAUCAGAUCAGAGAGGAUCAAGGAGAUGAAAGCUAUUAGGUUUCACUAUUCAAAGUGCCUGCAGUGGUCUUGGAGCAAGUGGAGAAAGUAUGUGGGACAUCGGUCUAAGAAGUGGAAGACAUUGGUGCAAGCAGACAUGUAUUAUCAGCACUCACUGCUGGCCAAGGUCUUGGCUGCCUGGAAGAGUUAUCAGCAAAACAUACAGUGCAUUCUACGCCAAGUCGAUGAAAAGGAGGAGGAGCAUAAUAGGGCACUGUUGCGACAGGUGCUGAGUAUCUGGAGAGAAAAUACUGUUGCCCUUGUGGGUGAAGCUAAGAAAGCUGUACAGGCAGAACUGCACUACAGGAGAUCAACUCUCUCAAAGGUGCUACUCCAGUGGAGGGACACUACCUGUUUGCGGGUGUACUGCCGGCAGCAGGAGGCAGCAGCUCUGAGGCAGGCCAGGAGGUGUUUGGAUAUGGUGUAUUUACGGGCCACGUUUCUUCACUGGAAGGAAUUCACCACGAGGUCCUUGGUGCUGAGAGUCCAGCUAGACACUGCAGCUCAGCACCACCAGAGGCAACUGCUGCGAGAGUGUCUAAUAAAGUGGAAGCAGUACCAUCUGCAGUGCAUAGGGAAGAUGCUCCUGCAGAGACGGGGAGACCAGCUGAUGGCUCAGAGACUCUGCUUUACCUUCUUUUCUUGCUGGAAGAGACAGCUGGCGCAGAAGCAAUGGGAACGGCAGGAGACAGUGCGGGCACUGUGGCAUUGGUCACUUUCGCUGCAGGGGAAGGUGUUUGAUGCCUGGCUGGGGUUUGCCCGGGAGCAGCAGCGGAAGAAAGUCCGCAUUGAAAAAGCUGUAGCGGUUUACCGUGCUGGCCUGUUGAAGGAGGGUGUGACCCAGAUCCUGACAUACAUGUCUGGCAUGAAACAGUUCCGGGGGCAGCUUCAAGCCCAGCACCAGCUGAAGGCAGCCUACAGGCUUCACCAGACCGUGUAUCGUUGUGCCAUGUUGUGGAAACGAAAGGCUCUUGGCAGGAACCUAGACAAGCCUCACUCCUCUCUGCCUUCUCUGAAGAAGAGGGUGACGUUUAAGAUGCCCAUGCCUGAUGCCAACCCUGGGGCAGGAGGAGACGCAGCAAAAGCAGUGACUCUGUGCUCUGUGCCGCAGCCCAUGAAGAGCGAUGAUUUGCCAUUCCUCCUGGCUGCUGGCGAUUCAGUUCUCAGUGAGCUAAACACAGUCCGCCUGGCAAGAUUACAGCCCCGUAGACCUGACUUCCUGCUGCAGUCUCUGGAGAGAGAGGGCUUGUUGGGGAUACCUUUCAAUGAACUGGAGGGACGAGAGGUGCCUUUGCCGCAAACAUCCAUGAACAAAUGUUCUGCUCAGGCUGGGGCCUUACUUGCCUCAACUCAAACAGAGCAAAGCAGCUGUAAUCAGCUGUUCCAGAUGGAUAGCACUAGUUACUCCUCAUGCCCCCUUACUGUGCCUACCCCUCCAACCUGUGUACCAUCUUGGAUGCAUGGCACAUGCCAUCCUGCUCAGACAAGUCCAAAACCAGUGCUGUUGCCUCCCUCGUCCUUCAUGUCACGUUUGAAAUGUGAAUCAGAAAAGAGUGAAGGUCAGCCCUGGAAGGGUCACCCGGAAGCUUUUCUCCAAGACCCUCAACAGGCCACUGUGGGGAAGGAGAGGAAGCAGCCAAACUCGCAGGCACAUCUGCUGCUGCAUGAAGAUGUCACAGGAAAAGAGAGCAGGCCAAAAACUGCAGUUGAAAGUAAGAGCAGACAAGGCUAUUCCAUGGAGGGAACAGAGCUGCAGAAACAGCUGGAAGCAGAGCUCCAACACAUCCGACAGCAAAUGCAGCAUUACCACGAUAGCAAGCAGGAGCUCAAGUCAUGCCGGCGGCAGGCGCGCAUUCUGAACAAGUGGCUAGAAAUGAGUACCGUGGGCACCGGGGCAGCGGAGCAAGAUGUUAUGCAGCAAGUUCAAGAAGAGCUGGAUCAGGACCUACGCUACCAGCACUCCCAGCUAUCUUCGAGACACCACUGACUUCCUGAAGAAACUACAAUCCAUCGGUGAUCUUCCUGAAAAACACCAUCCUGGCCACUGUGGAUGCAGAAGCCCUCGACACCAACAUUCCACACAAAGAUGGACUACAAGCCAUCAGGAACAGUAUCCCCAAUACCGUCACGGCAAACCUGGUGGCUGACCUUUGUGACUUUGUCCUCACCCCCAACUAUUUCACAUUUGGGGACAAUAUAUACCUUCAAGUCAGCGGCACUGCUAUGGGUACCCGCAUGGCCCCACAGUUUGCCAACAUUUUUAUGGCUGACUUAGAACAACGCUUCCUUAGCUCUCGUCCCCUAACGCCCCUACUCUACUUGCUCUACAUUGAUGACAUCAUCAUCUGGACCCAUGGAAAAGAAGCCCUUGAGGAAUUCCACCAUGAUUUCAACCAUUUCCAUCCCACCAUCAACCUCAGCCUAGACCAAUCCACACAAGCGGUCAAUUUCCUGGACAUUGCUAUGCUAAUAAGCGAUGGUCACAGCCACCACCCUAUACCGGAAACCUACUAACCACUACACUUACCUACAUGCCUCCAGCUUCCAUCAAGGAUAAACCCAUUGUCUACAGCCAAGCUCUAAGAUACAAUAGCAUUUGCUCCAAUCCCUCAGACAGAGACAAACACCUACAAGAUCUCUAUCAAGCAUUCUUAAAACUACAAUACCCACCUGCUGAAGUGAAAAAACAGAUUGACAGAGCCAGAAGAGUACCCAGAAGUCACCUACUACAGGACAGGCCCAACACAGAAAAUAACUCCACUAGCUGUCACCUUCAGCCCCCAACUAAAACCUCUCCAGCGCAUCAUCAAAGAUCUACAACCUAUCUUGAAAAAUGAUCCCUCACUCUCACAGAUCUUGGGUGACAGACCAGUCCUCGCUUACAGACAGCCCCCCGCAACCUGAAGCAAAUCCUCUCCAGCAACCACACACCAAAAACACUAACCCAGGAACCAAUCCUUGCAACAAAGCCCGAUGCCAACUCUGUCCACAUAUUUAUUCAAGUGACACCAUCAUAAGACCUAUCACAUCAGCCAUGCCAUCAGGGGCUUGUUCACCUGCACAUCUACCGAUGUAAUACGUGCCAGCAAUGCCCCUCUGCCUUGUACAUUGGCCAAACCGGACAGUCUCUAUGCAAAAGAAUAAAUGGACGCAAAUCUGACACCAGGAAUCAUAACGUUCAAAAACCGGUAGGAGAACACUUGAACCUCUCUGGCCGCUCAGUAAAAGAUUUAAGGGUGGCAAUUUUGCAACAGAAAAGCUUCAAAAACAGAUUCCAACAAGAAACUGCUGAGCUUGAAUUAAUAUGCAAACUAGAUACCAUUAAUUUUGGUUUGAAUAGAGACUGGGAGUGGCUGGGUCAUUUACACAUUGAAUCUAUUUCCCUACGUUAAGUAUCCUCACCCCUUCUUGUCAACUAUCUGCAUGGGCCAUCUUGAUUAUCCCUAAAAAAGUUUUUUUUCUCCUGCUGAUAAUAGCUCAUCUUAAUUAGCCUCUUACAGUUUGUAUGGCAACUUCCACCUUCUGUGUGUGUGUGUCUAUAUAUCUUCUUACUAUAUGUUCCAUUCUAUGCAUCCGAUGAAGUGGGCUGUAGCCCACGAAAGCUUAUGCUCUAAUAAAUUUGUUAGUCUCUAAGGUGCCACAAGUACUCCAAUUCUUUAGCUCCUCUCACUAUCAUCCAGCAUGUCCGAGGUCCUGCUACAUCCAUCCCCUAGAAACAACAGGAGUUGAAUGAAGGGAAAAUAUUUAUGCCAGAAACUAAGGCAUAUUAACACCCCUCCACACAUGAUAUAUCAACCUCGUUAAUUUUUGCCCUGGGCUCAGACCACAGUAUUUCACCCUAAUGCUAUCUCUCAGAGUUCACAGCAUCACUGUUACAUACCCUGAAAACAUUGCUAUCACCAAACAGGCAAGGAGGAGGAACCCAGCUACCUAAUGAACUCAAACCAGAACAAGCCUGUUUCUGAGCCUGGAUUACCAAGUGCUCCACAGGAGCUGACUAAGAUCUGACUACACAACAGCUCUACCUCUAAAGUCUAAGGACGCAGGCAAAAGUCUUUAUAUCUAAGGGAUGAGCUCAUUGGGCUGCCUCGCCAAAGCUUUAGGGGAAAAAACCCCCCACCCCAGCCAACCCCACCAGUCUCUCAAAUGCCGUUUGCAAUGUGUGAAGUGGUUCUGUAGCACUACAGAUCUGAGUCACCAUAGCUGGCCAGAUGUGAACAUGAAGGAUUAAUAAAUAGAUCUAGGAUCCCGAAAGAAAAUGAAUCACAAUAGGAACCUUAAAGGUUUCCACCCUGUCACACAAUACAGGGGAGCACACAGUGCAUUAGAAUAUUUCAUUCUGUACUCCUAUGCACAUUGCUCUAUUUCAAUGGAUCUCCUGGCAGCAUUUCCCUAAGAAACCCCUGGCUUAAAGGGUUUACUCAGCCACAAACCUUAGCUUCACGCUGAAGCUUGGCAGAUCAACUUUCUUGCCAGGUCUUGUCUCUCUCACACAUAGCAUCUGAAACCGAAACCAAGUCCAACUCCUCUCUUUGUUCCUAGGUAAUUAAAAAAAUGAAUUUCCAUCUGCUGGACUAAGGAGCAUGACUGUCUGUGAAGGAGAGGGCAAAACUCCAUAACCCCAAUUCAAAUCAAGUGAUUGUGCUUAGUGUCAUUCUCUGAAUCUCUGAUGUGCAGGGUUAUCCACAACAAUCAGAUGCCCCUCUAGGACAUCCUCUCUUUUACCAGCAACAGGGCAGUUUACUGUGGUGGGUGGGGAAUGCCCUUGUUCCCUCUCAAGAUGCUGACUGGCAUUCUUCAAGCUCUUAACAGCCAUUUCAGUAAAGUCUGCUGGAAACAGAUCUGGGUCUCCGUACACCUCUGUGUUUAGUUGAGAGAAUCAGGUCUGUUGAGAGACCAAGUUAUCCAUCUUCAACAUUACCAAUUUAACUCAAAUAUCAGACUAUUAAGCCCUGAAAUUCAUUAGCACAGUAUUCAGGAUUUUGGGGAAGCAUGAUCCUCAAUGUGUUUUUUAUGACAAACAGCUGCCCUCUGAUUCUCUAGCACAUCACCAUUCAAGUGCUCUGACUGAGGCAUCUCUCAGUAAUCCCCCUGCUUUUACACCUGCUCUGUUUCCCCUUCAUGGAAGUAGAAUCUACCUGGGAAGUGGCGUCUGUGCGACACUCUCCAGUCAGUGGGCGAGUGGAAGCAGUGAUAGUCCCCAGGCGCCAGGUAGAUGACACAGUGAUAGAGCUCGUUCCCCUCCUUUGUGACUAGCUGGUUCUGGAAUGAGUUGCAGGAUGAGGCUGCAGUGGAACAGCAGAAGACAAAAGGGGUUAAAAAGAACAACCGAAAUAAUCUGUGAGAGAAUGUAUUGUGAGACAAGGCUCCAAUGGGAAAUGUGCUACUAUGAUACUCAGAAAACCAGUGUUAACAGCAGAUCACUAAAUACAGCCCACAAAGUGACUCUGGGGGCAUUCACUGGCAAGAGAGCUUACACAGAUGAAUCAGCAACAGAAUUCCAAACAUGUAAUAGCCCUCAGUGAACACACUUGUUGGGACCAUGCAGAACCCUUUCAGGGUACAUGGUAAGGAGAGGAGUCAGCCUUAAAAUUAAUUCCUUGAAUGUCUUCAGUGUUGAGCAUGCUCUCAGGCCACACCUUCUGCAACUAUAAACUAAACAUUUUCUUACUUGUGUUAUUAACAACCCUUUGAUUACUAGAACAGGAAGAAUUACAGAAAUCCAAUUUACUUCUCACUACUGAUGCUGUUCACUUUUCCACUUCCUUCAGCUUGGACAGUGAAAUCAGACUUGUCAGUGUUUGGGUUGGGUAAAUGCUGCAGGAGAAGGCUUCUGGCAAAUUUUGUAAAUUUGAUUUUACAAAAAUCUACAUUUUACGCCACGCUGAAUUGACAGGGUUCCUUAACUCCUAAGAUUUCAUGUAAACUGGAGGCUGAUACUUGGAUCAUAGAGGGGGAUACAGAGCAUGCAGUGGGAGGGAUUUGCCUUGUCAGUUUUUCCUUUGCUUGCUCCCUAUUACUUUAGGGACAAUUCAAGCUGACCGUAUGUCCCUCUUCAAAGGCCCAUUGUGGCUACAGGAAGCUUUGAAAGAAGAGUACCCAGAAGGUAGUUCUUCAAGGCCAAGAAUCAGCAUUUUAAAAAGCUUGUGUCCCUUUAACACACAGCUAGGUUUUAAACGUCUUUGAAGUCCAAGCCCAGAAGAAUCCAAGGAACUUUAAAGAGCCCCAGCUUCCCCAGACAAAGCAGCAGGGGCUUGAGACGGAGUCUCAUAGAACACAAAUAAUUUGUCUUAAAAGACACCUCAGAACUAUUGGGGUGUAAUGUCCCAGCUUACAAAAUGCUUUUAGUUGCAUUUGCAUACACAUCACAAAAACAAUUCUGGAGCUUUCAAAAAGGGCUUCUUUCUGUCGCAUAUUGCCUAUACACAGGUUUAACACAAGAUCCUGACACGCAAACCAAGGGCUUUGAAGACAGCUCUAUCUCCACAGAACAGGCACAGCAAAGACAGUGACAGCACAAACUUCCUCAGUGCCCCAGCCCUGACCUAACAGGCAGACCUCUAGGCAUGAGAGCAGAGAUCAGUCUCCAUGCAGGGGGUGCUGCUGCAUAAAUUGGGUCUAAUAGACUAGUUCAUGGAUCUCAAAUUACCAGGAGGGCCGCAUGAAGACUAAUACAUUUGUCCGAGGGCUGCAUCACUGGCACUGCCCCAUCCCCCUGCUGUCCCUGGCCCCAUCACCACUCCACCCCUUCCAUGAGGCCCUGCCCCACCUCUUCUCAUCUUCCCCAGCCUCAUUCCAACCCCUUCCCCAAAGUCCCCACCCCAACUCUGCCCCCUCCUUGCCCCUAUUCCAACCCCUUCCCCAAAUCCUCGCCCCUUGCCCCACCCCUUCUCCACCUCCUCCCCUGAGCAUGCAGCUCUCCGCUCCUCCCCUCUCCCUCCUGGAAACCACCAAGUGCCACCAAACAGCUGUUUGGCAGCAGGAAGCGCCUGGAGGUAGGUAGAGGAACGGGGACGAGGCACACUGGAGGGGGGAGCUUGACAGACACAGGAAAUAACUGGGGCGCGGGGGGGACCCCUGGACUAGUUCCUACAGCUUCCAUCUUUGCUAGCCAAACAUCUGGACAUGUUUCAGCCUCCCAGCAGGAGCAAGCCUCGUUAUGGUCACAGACCUUGAAGUUACCCAGAAUCUACCCAAUAUAACCAUGCACUUGAGGGAACUGAAAAGUUAAAAUGUAGAGAAAAGGGCUGAAUCUGAGGCUGCGGCUGCAAGUGAGGGACAGGCUACUAAGGAGAUAGAGGAGUCCAACAUGGAACAUUACACCCCACAUGUUAUUCCUCAGUUUGAGCUAUAAUGAAGCAGAGUUGCCUAUGCUGCUGGCAAAGAUUUGAGAGCAGAUAGCUAUGAUCCACCCCGUCCCUGCAAUUACCAGAAACAGUGAAAUGACAGAAACAGGCUAGGAGGCAACUUACUUUGGCUAAACUGCACGUCUUCUGUGCUGGUGCACGGCCCCAGGAAGGACUCCAGCGAGUAGGUGACACCCUUCACCUGUUCCACUUCGCAGUUUUUCACUUGUCCAAAGUUCAGAAUCUUUCCAUCUGAGGGACUGAUCUACAGGGAACAAAAAAAGUAAACUGCAGUGAAAAUCCAUGCAUCUCUCACACUUAGCCAUCAGAAACACAAGUCCACUGAUCAUCUGAACCCCAACAUUUCACAUCUCUUCCCCUUUAUAUAACCUCUCGCCCCCACAGGGAUAAGCCUAGCCUCUUUUUGUAUCAGACCUUUGAUAUUUUCACAGAAAGAAAGGCAAAUAGGAAGGCCCAUAAGUGAGAUCCAAAAAGACCAUUAUUUGUUCGAAGUGAAUGCCAAUGCUGUGACCACUACAGAGACUUUGAGAGAACCUGGUCCAGUCCGGUGUCUCGAAUAAAUCAGACUGGACUUUUACCUACCCCAACCAAGUAGUUCAGUUAGGGCCAUGAUCUGUUGCCAUACAGACAGGCUGGAUAUGGGUGCAACCAAGAGCAACAACCCAUACAGAAAAGGGGUGAGUGACAGACCCACAACUCCAAUAUUGGAGGCCCAAUAUUCAGAGUUUUGGCCUACAGACAUAGCACACAUUCCAAGGUGAGGGAUGGGAACAUUUACACGUCAAUGUGUAGCUCCUCUAGAACAAAAUAAAACAUUGCAAACCCUCCUCCUCACCACACUGUGAUAGCAGCAGACUGGCCGGGACUGGGGCUUCAGCUUCCUGCGGAAGAACUCGCUCAGGUUUCUAUAGUGAUGAAGAUCUUCGACAGCUGCUUCUUUCAUGUUCACUCCAAAUGUCCAGAUAUACAGGCUGUAGACAGGCUUCCGGAGCCAGGUGGGCAGCUCGACCUGGUUCAAACGACCCCAGGCUCGUGAAAGCAGUCGUGUUGGUACUGAUUUGUACAGAGAAACCUAGAGAGAAAGGUUUCAGAGUAGCAGCCGUGUUAGUCUGUAUCCGCAAAAAGAAAAGGAGUACUUGUGGCACCUUAGAGACUAACAAAUUUAUUUGAGCAUAAGUUUUCGUGAGCUACAGCUCACUUCAUCGGAUGCAUUCAGUGGAAAAUACAGUGGGGAGAUUUAUAUACACAGAGAACAUGAAACAAUGGGUGUUACCGUACACACUGUAACGAGAGAAAGGAAUCACACCAUGCUAUUUCUGUUCUUCCCACUGCUCUCAGCCCUUCUUCCCUUUGCUCCCAAAAUGGAAGAAUCCAAUUCAUUCCUACUGUGACUCCCUUCACUUCAGUGGAGUUACACCAACGAUGAAUUUACCUUGAAGUCUUCAAUAAACCAAGACCAGAACCUUCCCCUCCCUGCCCCCAUGCUGAUGUGUAGGGAUGGGGGACAGAUGGAGCUCAGUGUAAACCCUUACAGUGAAAGUAAAGCCAAUUAAUUUGGAUGUUUCAUCUGUUUUGAGAAAGAUAUAAAAAAUCCAUUUUGUCAGUAUAA
Messenger RNA from Chelonia mydas (Green sea turtle), 11979 nucleotides. It is a transcript of the gene SFI1, whose product is annotated as SFI1 centrin binding protein. The record is from RefSeq and is a predicted model, not a curated record. Bases 1172 to 4990 code for a protein of 1272 amino acids. Gene Ontology annotation, molecular function: phosphatase binding. The transcript has 33 exons. NCBI's taxonomy places the organism in Eukaryota, Metazoa, Chordata, Testudines, Cheloniidae.